Messenger RNA from Drosophila obscura, 4067 nucleotides. RefSeq names its product frequenin-1. The record is from RefSeq and is a predicted model, not a curated record. The coding region runs from base 664 to 1227 and encodes 187 amino acids. NCBI's taxonomy places the organism in Eukaryota, Metazoa, Arthropoda, Insecta, Diptera, Drosophilidae. The transcript has 8 exons. Gene Ontology annotation, molecular function: calcium ion binding; calcium sensitive guanylate cyclase activator activity.
CGAUUGCCUUUCGCACAAGUUGCAUGUUCUCCUCAGCUUGCCCAAAACGCAACAUAACGCGACGCGACGCGACUAGUUUUUCUCUUUUGGCUCUUUGGCAACUUUCUUUGUGUUUUCCCUUACCCCCAUUUUUGUAUUUUUGUUCUGUUUUAUUUUGUGCACAUUUUCAAUUGCUUUCCCCCAAAACCUGGCAUCCCCAUGCACCGCACCCUCGCGAAUUCCUAUUAAAAGUCCGCGCUAAUACGCCAAAUAGUUGUUUCAAUUGGUUUGCAAUAGGCUGCCAGAACCUCAAAUCACAAAUUCAAAAGCGGUAGCUUUGUCCCUGUGAACUGCGCGAAUCUUUCGCAUCAACGUUUAUGUAAAUUACGUUUAUAAUUAACGCCUAAUCAAUUGCACAGCGAGUCCCCAAAGCGAAUGAACUCCAGGAGACCGCAGAGUACGAGCAGAGCUGUGUUUUAAUUGCAGUUUCCGCAUCUCCGAACCACACAAAUGCACAGGUAAAUCAGAUCGAACUGAGGCCCAAUCAGGAUAAGACACGUGCUUCCUGCCAAUCACCUGUCAUCGCUGCCACAACCAUCGCCAGUCUGACACUUAGCCAGACCCGGGGGCAUAACAAGAGUGCAGCAGGCCAGGGCAAGAUAAUCAGCUGGAGGCAACUGUAAGAUGGGCAAGAAGAACUCGAAAUUGAAGCAGGACACCAUCGAUCGCCUGACCACGGACACAUACUUCACCGAAAAGGAAAUUCGUCAAUGGCACAAAGGUUUUUUGAAAGACUGUCCGAAUGGCUUGCUGACCGAACAAGGCUUCAUAAAAAUCUAUAAGCAGUUUUUCCCUGAUGGAGACCCCAGCAAAUUUGCUUCCUUGGUAUUUCGUGUGUUCGAUGAGAAUAAUGAUGGAGCCAUCGAGUUUGAGGAGUUCAUACGUGCCUUGUCCAUAACAUCACGAGGAAAUUUGGAUGAGAAGCUGCACUGGGCCUUCCGUCUCUAUGAUGUGGACAACGACGGUUACAUAACACGCGAGGAGAUGUACAACAUUGUGGAUGCCAUCUACCAGAUGGUCGGCCAGCAGCCGCAGACGGAGGAUGAGAACACGCCGCAGAAGCGGGUGGACAAGAUCUUUGAUCAGAUGGACAAGAACCAUGACGACCGCCUCACACUCGAGGAGUUCCGCGAGGGAAGUAAAGCUGAUCCACGUAUAGUCCAGGCGUUAAGUUUAGGUGGUGAUUAAACGCACGAGUUGUAGUUGCGUUAAGCAUUGUUGGGGUGGUCCAUUGUGGGAGUGGAAGCUGAGGCAGAACAGCAGUGGGAAUGAGCGGAAGGAGCUAGUCAGUGAUAUGGGACAACGAACUCCACGCAAUCCCAUCCCCUCCCCCCAGAUCCCAAGAUCCACAGCAGAAACUACAGCAAUGUGUGUGGAUCUCGAUUGGAAUCGAUACUCACACACACACACACUCUCAUGUUUUUACCGAAAAUCCUUCCCUCUACACCCCUCUACACACACGCACACGCACAACCACUCAACACACACACACACUGAUACUCGUGAAAGAUGCAAGGAAAGCGCCAGACAAAAGAUCACCAGAAAAUCUGGUGAAACGCGUAGUGAAAUUUCAACUAACAGAAUAUGACUAUGAAUACAUGUGCAUACAUAUAUCUGAGAUAUUAUAUACAUAUAUAUGUAUGGAUCUGUAUGGUAUGGUAUGGAUAAAUAUUUCAAUUAUCAAAAGGCAGAACUGUAAAGAAAGACGCCAAAAAUUUAUAAAAUUCAUCAAGAAACAAAAAUUACAAACAAAAGAACACCAAUUUAUGUCAAAUGAAACGCUUUUUUAAAAACAUAUUUCAUAAUCUAUAUACAUACAUAUAUUUAUAAAAUAAAAAAAAAAAAACAACGUAGAUAUACAUAUACGGGGUUGAGAGCCAGUUUCAGCCCUUUAUAGGUAAAUAUGUGUGCAACAAAAUAUUAAAUAUUAUCCAAGGCAUUUUUAUUGAAAUGCUUGCCAUGCAAAUUCGAAUAACAAAAGAAAAAACACAUUUAAAUUGAUUUAUAAAUAUCGCAUAAGUAUGGCUAUCUAAUCGAUAAGUUGAAGUUUAUUGAAAAAUAAUUAUGAAUCAAGGCGAAAGCGAAAGGAGAGAGAGAGAGAGUGAGAGUGCACUCUUGAACUCAGCUCAGCUACUUCUGCUCUAUAUGGAUAUGAAUAUGAAUAUGUAUAUGUACAUUACUCAAUAUGUAUAUAUGCUUAUACUUAUACUUCUACAAAUACAAAUACAAAUACAUACAUAUACAUAAAAUGCUACUACUGGCCUAGACGCUUGGCAGAAGCUUUACACCGCUCCUUCUCUUGCUCCAGAUCCAGUUCCUCAUAGUGUUAUGACAUUCGAUUUUGCCAAUUUGUCUGCGUAGAGAGAGGAAUAGCAUGAGAGACAAAAUUGUGUGUUUCCAGCAAGCCAGCAAAAUUGUAUCCGCAAAGUAAAACAAUGGACUUAUUCUGCCACAGCGCGUUCUCCCAGCUCCGCUGGGAAGCCAGCUUCUCUCGCUCUGACUGCCGGCAUUUCCCAUAAGGCUAUCUCUUUUUUUGCCAGCUAGUCGGUUAGAAAAGUUCAAUGUCAUAGCACUAUUAUCCAUUAUCCACCAUUAUUGUUAUUAUUAUUAUUAUUAAUGUGUGUGUUUCAACCUUUUGUGCUGAGCAAGCGCUCUGCCGAGCCAGCCAGCUACUAACUGUUGAUAAUCAAAAUUGUUGAUAAUCGAAAAUAAAUACACACACGCAUAAAUAUAGUAAUUACUCUCUCUAACUAACCAAAUACACUAGCCUAGCUACAUAUGUAUAUCUUGAUUAUAUAUAAACGAUAUUGGAAUAGACGUAUAUUUGCUUCUGAAUGCUGACUGCUUCUGAAUGCUUCAUAAAUAUUUUGCCGAGAAUCAUUCAAUGGCUGCCAUCACCCAUUACAUCCCUUAGAUCCAUACUAGAUCAGCCACAGCCACACACAGAAUAUAAUAAAUUUAAACAAGACUAGCUCUAGCGUAAGUUCAGUUUACGCAUGCCUCAUAAGAGACACACAAAAAUAUAUCAACUUGAACCAUUUAUGGAAACCCCCUAUCUCCCCCACACAGAGCUUGAACUAUAUGUAUAUCAUUCCAUUCAAAGUGGGAAACCCAACUAAUGCCUUACUAUUAAAACUAUCGCCUGAACUGUCAUCGACAAUCUCUCUCCGUCUCCCUUUAUAUGUAUAUCGCUCCAUCUCUCUCUUAUAUAUUAGUUAGUGUUUUUUUUUUCGGUCUUGUCGGACUGCUGCUGUUGGAUUAAGUUUUGCUUCUUCUUCUUCUACCCUAAAACGGUUCUACCCCUUCUAAUCACCAUGCUAAAAUAAUUUCUAUUUUAUAUGUGGUUCAGCUUUAGAUCGUAAAAGAAACAACACACAACAAUGUAAAGAAAUCUUUCUCUGUACUCUGUACUCUGACUCAUACUCCAACUGCAUUAAAAUCUACAAAAUCGACGUAUUAUUUAUCCUAUCGUAUCAUCAGCAUUUAUCUUUGUAGUAGUAAUUACAAUGAUUUGAUUUUUUGAUUUGCUUGCACCACAGAACCGACCCACAUAAGCCCCGAAUUACUUGAUCUAUUACAAUCUAUAGGGAAAGAUAUCUUUAUAUAGAAAUAUCUAUGCACACACACACACACACACACACGAACAAACAAAUAUUGAUAACUGUAUACACACAAAAAGAACAUAUUUACAUAGCCAUAUACAUAUGUAUGUAUAUGUACAACUUAGAUGCCGUAUUUGUACUUGACUUGCGAAAUUUGCAAAUUGUUUUUGCAUAUGUAUAUUUAUUGUUGGAGACGAUUUAAAUUUCAAAAUGCCAAGCAGUUCUUCACACAAAUGUUUGCAUGCUUUUUCUAUAGUCCUAUAUCAGCUUUGAAACAUUGAAAAAUCUCAAAACCGGAGUCAGAUAAGAGUCAGAUAAAGAAAACGAUAUCUACAAAAUACAUAUAUAAUACUUAUUAAAAUAAUCUUAUACAUAUUCACGACAAAUACAAAUCAAUUUCGUGAAGAAAACUGAAAACAAAUGAAA